Messenger RNA from Lucilia cuprina (Australian sheep blowfly), 2552 nucleotides. RefSeq names its product ceramide glucosyltransferase (gene GlcT). Bases 383 to 1615 code for a protein of 410 amino acids. Lineage: Eukaryota; Metazoa; Arthropoda; Insecta; Diptera; Calliphoridae. Gene Ontology annotation, molecular function: ceramide glucosyltransferase activity. The record is from RefSeq and is a predicted model, not a curated record. Gene Ontology annotation, biological process: glucosylceramide biosynthetic process. The transcript has a single exon. Gene Ontology annotation, cellular component: membrane.
GUUAAUAUUUGUCGGCGCAGAACACUAUUUGUGGUUAAAAGAUUUGCAAAAAUAAUAGAUUUUUUCUUUUUUUCUUUUAAUUUGUUUCAAUUUAUUAACAAAAUAAAAUAAUAAAAAACAUGAAAUAUUUGUAAAGUGUAAAUAUUUAAAUAUACAUAAUAAUGACUAUGCUCGACAAGUAUUAUGUAUUGUCGUCCAAGUGACAACGCCAAGAAAAGAAAAAAAUACAGAUAAAGGAAGUAAAUGCAAGAAGAAUUAUCACAAUUAUCAUAAGACCGUGUACAGUGCAGUGAUUCAUUAAAUAAUUAAGCAUAUUUAAAUACUAAACAGAGCCGAGUCGAGCUGAAUACAAAACAACAAAUUUUACGCAGUGAAAGAAACAAUGUCAUCUAUACCAACACCUGUGUUUGGAUUUGCGAUAUUCUUUUUGUUGUUUUGGUGCGGUACCUGGUGUGUACAUCUAAUGGCUAUAUGUUAUGGCAAAUUUAAACUGCAUAAAAAGUCGUGCAUGUUUCCAAAUGAGACACCACUACCGGGUGUUUCAAUUAUAAAGCCUCUAAUGGGCGUUGAUCCCAAUUUGGAGCAUAAUCUAGAGACCUUCUUUACCAUGGAUUAUCCUGUUUAUGAACUGUUAUUCUGCAUAGAAGAUAAAUCAGAUCCUGCGGUGAAAUUAGUAGAGAGCCUAAUUUCGAAGUAUCCCACAGUGGAGGCUUCGUUAUUUUUGGGUGCCUCAAAUGUGGGUGUGAAUCCCAAAAUUAAUAACAUGCAACCCGGUUAUGAAGCUGCCAAAUAUGAAUUUGUUAUGAUCUCCGAUAGUGGCAUCAAAAUGAAAAAUGAUACCUUGUUGGAUAUGGUGCAUAAUAUGGGUGAGAAAUAUGCAUUAGUGCACCAGAUGCCUUUUACGUGUGAUCGUGAAGGUUUCGCAGCCACAUUUGAAAAGAUUUUCUUUGGCACUGUACAAUCAAGAAUAUACUUAUCGGCCGAUUUGUUGGGCAUCAAUUGUCACACGGGAAUGUCCUGCCUUCUGCGCAAGUCUGUCAUCGACUAUUUGGGAGGAUUAAAAACUUUCGGCUGCUAUUUGGCCGAGGACUUUUUUAUUGCCAAAGCCAUUACAGAACAAGGGUGGAAAAUGCGCAUUAGCAACCAGCCUGCUUUACAAAACAGUGGCUUUUGUGAUAUUAGUAGUUUUCAGGCGCGUCUUAUUCGUUGGGCCAAACUUCGGGUGGCCAUGGUACCCACAACUAUACUACUGGAGCCUUUAUCCGAAUGCAUGGUACUGGGGGCAUUGGCCUCUUGGUCGGCUUCUCUCAUUUUUAAAUGGGAUCCUUUGGUAUUUUACUUGGUACACAUUCUAACAUGGUUUCUAUCGGACUGGCUGCUGCUGUCGAUUGUUCAGAAUGGUUCGUUGCCGUUUCAUAAAUUCGAAUUCGUUAUUGGUUGGCUGUUUCGCGAGUUAAGUGGCCCCUAUUUGUUUUUGCACGCCUUAUGGAAUCCAGCCAUAAGAUGGCGCACUCGCACCUAUAAACUACAAUGGGGAGGAGUUGCCUAUGAACUGCCAGAUACAAAUGAUUCCAAUACAAAUCCAAGCAGCAAACGUCUCUUAAUAGCAUCGUAGCAUAAGGUUUACUCAUCAUAUGGACAACAUAAGUUUACUAACUACCUAUUCCUGGGUACAACAAAAACAACAACAUAUACCAUACGAAUUAUCAGCAUUUUUAUUAGUCGGCAAAUCAUUGUUAAUGUAUAAUAAAUAGUGCGAUGUAUGUCGUGUUAUGCCGUGAUUAAGAUGACAGAUAAAAAGGUUAGACUAACUAACUACCGUAGAAGAUAAUUAGACAGACAGUAUUCCUUAACUACUCAAUUUAAUUUGAAAGUAUUUAAGCUCAUAUUGAACCUUUUUUUUACUUUCUCUCACUUAAUUUCGUUUUUUUUUUACAAAAAAUUAAAGAGAAACACUUUUGUAAAUAAAAAUAAUUUCCCCUUUUUUUUAUAUUUUUAUUAGUUUUCAAUUCCUAAAAACUUAUACUACUAGCUAACCUUUAUAUCUAUCAUUUUUCGUAUGAUUUAAUUUAUUUAAACUUUUAGUUUUAUAUUAAUUUUAAUAAGUAGGCAUAAUGAAAAGAAAAUAAAACUAAAAAAAAGUAAUAAAUAUUAACUAUAAUAAUAUACCAAAAUGUUAGAAUAUUAAAAUUAGAAAUAUCUUUUAUAUGUAAAACUGAACUUUUGUAUAAAAUAAUCAAAAAAUCCUUGCUUGAAUCCCAAAAAAUCUCAUUACAAACAAAAUUGCUUUAAAGUGAAGUAUAUAUGUAAGUUCUUUUUGGUAGUUCAAAGGACUAUUUUUGUGAGACAUUUUUCUCUAUUAAAAAUUUAAGUUAAUAAGAAACUCGAAUAAUUUUCAAAAGAACACAACACUGGCAAUAAUAUAUUAGAAAAUCUAGAUAAAAAAAGGCAUCACCCUUCUCAACUUCUACUCCAUUAUUAUAGAGUUAAAGAAAAUUCCGAUUAAUGUAUAAAAACGACAAUUUGGUAAAAAUGAGAAUUACAAAAAUAAA